CGCCGCGCUGCGCCGAGCCGCCGGCGAGCGGGCGUCGCCCCUCCCUCGCGGCCCGCGCCCCGCUGCCGCCCUCUUCUGUCGAAUCUCUUGCUGUCGCCGACAAACUCGAACGACCUCUUUUCGCUAGCUAACGUCGCACCCGCGUACGAUACCCGCCGCGUAACUGCGCUCGAUCUGUACGCGAGUUGUCGACCCGCUCCAAAGUAUUCAAAACUAUUUUCCGAGGAAAUUAGGAGAUUUUUUUUAUGCUGAACUUUAAUCAAGUUUAAAAGUUGAUGAACAACUAUUAAACUGUAUUGCGACGUAACGAUAAUGUUUAUAGGGAUAGGGAAGCCGUUGUCAUGUCCUUGGAGGAUUUGAAUCUGGUCUACUAGACAGCGGCUUCAGGCAAGGAAGUGUGAGAGGAUGGUGAUGUGGCGGCGCGAUCCGCGUGCGCGGCGAGGAUGGACGAUGGUGUCAGCGGCGAGCGCGCUGGCGGGCGCGUAGGGUGCGCAAGGACAUGGAUUGCUGCAACUACGGCGAGUACCGCGCGCACGGGCACGGCCACGGGCACGGACAGUAUGCAGGUGGCGCGAGCGGCGCGGGCGCGUGGGAGGGCUACGGCUACGCGCCAUUGCCGUACACGCCGUACGCGGCCGGCUACUACGCGCCGCUUGCGCCGCUGGCGCCGCUCGCGCACGAGCCCUACGCGCGCUACUAUCGCUACGAUUAUCCCGGACACCAUAUACACCAAGCUGAACAUGUCGUUCCGCCGGAUUACGGUGCGUACGCGUGCAAGGAGGCGCGAGUGCGGCGCGCCCUGGCGCGGCGAGAACAGCGCGCGCUUAACACCGUGCACCAUCUGCCACUUCCGCCUACUCCUCCCUUAGAAUGCGGUAUGAACAAUCGAGGGCCAACUUAUUGUGAUCCGCAGAUGUGGCCUCACUAUCAGAUGGGCAUGGCGGGUGGCGGAAGUUGGAAUGGCGCAAAUACAGCCAACGGAAGUCUGUGGGCUUCCCGGGGCUCGUGCUCUCGUGAACAUAUGCGCUAUCCGUCUGACUGCCGUCCCGCCAAGGCUAUGCUCCCACAAGUUCAAAAUCAAAUUUGCCAUCAAGAUGGAAGGUCAACGCCAUAUUCAGUUUAUGAAGAUUCUCCAUUUAAUGGUGAUAGUGUAUCGCGACAUGGCAGCUCGAGCGAGUUCCCGGCGCCGUUGUCGCAGGAGGAGGGUCCGCGCGCCGCUCGCGAGCCGUACGCGCGGGAGCCGCGACGCCCCGCGCCCGAGGAGAAGCGGCCGCCCGUGGUGCCGCUGCCAGCGUUCCAACAAGCCUUCGGUUCCACAGAGAUAGGGAAAUUCGCCGAAGCCUUUAGUCGCGCUGAAGUGGCACUCGGGGAAGGCGGCGGCGACACUUUUUUAUAUGAGUCAUUCGCGGAAUGGGAGCCUCCAACUGAAUUUCAAUGGUCCUCACAAACCGCUUCGAGGGAAAUAAAAUGCGAAGAAAAUUAUUGAAAUUAUCUUCGUUCUAGCACUAAUUUUAGGCAAUUUCGCCUUUUAGCUAAUUAGACAAUUUUAGUUCCACCACCAUGUUGCCAAAAUGAGUAGCGAAGAAAAGUUGGGUGUCUUAGGGCGGUAGGACGUGAAGUCGAAAUUAAUAAAGUGUAUGAAAAAUGAACAGAUUGGAUAAAUAGUGGUGUGACAUAUUAUUCAUAUUACAUAAAGUAGAAUAUUAUUUAAAUAUUCCUUUUAAUUAGAUUUAUGUCGAUAUAAAAAGAAACAAUGUUGAUAAGGGAAUGUGGAAGUGCUAGGUACGGUAUGUAUAGGAUAACAAAAAGAAUCAUGACUCAAUGUGCCUUUAUUCGGAGAGCCCGGCCGCUUACCGCGCGGCGUCAUUGGCCCCAUUCUACAUCGCUAUGUAUGUGUGACAAAGUUACAAUAGCAAUUAUAGGGACCAACGUUUAGACAAAUAUACACGAUCUUGUCACGUGCACGAUCGAUGUGCAAUAAGCUCAAUGAAAUUUAUGAAUGUUCUAAAAUCCUUAAUCAAUACAAUUAUUACGUAGCUUAUCAUUUUAUCACUGAUCUAACAACUUUCCUUGAAACCCUUCUGAAAUAUCGUAUCCCUAUACUGAUUAUUCAAUACAAUAAAAUCUAUUUCUUAGCUAACCCAACCCUAACGAUUUCAAUUCAAAUUAUUCUUACUUAGUUAUCCCAUUUCAAAAUCUUAAGAAUAUUUCAUAAUUCGAAGGGGCUUCGGACGCCGCGUGAACUAAUAUAAACAUUCAAAAUUUUUCAGAAAGUAAUGAAACAAGUCAUGUAUGUAGGUAUAAUUAGGUAGUUAAAUUUGAUAACAUUUUUAAAGAGAUUACUUAUAAUAAAAUGGCUUUUUAAUUGAAUACAUAGGGUCCAACAACCAUAACGGAAAUUGUUUGCUGUGGUUUUAAUUUCUGUUAAAAUCACUACUUCAAGUCAUCUAGGAGCAUCAGCGGUGGAAAGAGAACUUUACUUCUUGCUUCUCUAUGUCGAUGAUCUCAUACAAAUGUUUUAAUCUAAGUUGAGUUAGUAAAAUAAUAUUAGAUUCAUUGUUACUCUCUCAUAUACUCGUAUUUGAUAAAUGUUUCAAGAUAAAAACAUACUUUAUGCUAGAAACAAUGUUAUACAUGAGUAAGUAACAAUUUAUUUCGUUUACUAUUAUGAUAUCCUGUGAUAGGUAUUGUUUUAAAUAAUAUCACGUAGUUAUCUUUUGCGUUUUUAAGAAAACAUUUAACUUCCAUGAAUUAAGGUUCCAGGCGCGCGAAAUUAUAAUUAUAUAUUAUGGAGUACGAUUAAGAUCUGGAUUAUAAAAUUGUUGAAUAGGAACAAAUAUAUUUGUAAGGAUUCUUUUUUAUGAGAUGCUUCAUAUAAUGAAAUCUUUAACAGUCACUUACUUGCCGCAUUAAAAUAUAACAAAUUCUAUAAUGAUUUCUUAUGUUUACACGAAUGUUAGACAUUGAAAUUAAACU
Messenger RNA from Manduca sexta (tobacco hornworm), 2976 nucleotides. RefSeq lists its product as uncharacterized. The record is from RefSeq and is a predicted model, not a curated record. NCBI's taxonomy places the organism in Eukaryota, Metazoa, Arthropoda, Insecta, Lepidoptera, Sphingidae. The transcript is spliced from 5 exons. Bases 500 to 1486 code for a protein of 328 amino acids.